CACCAAUAAAAACUCAUUAAACAUCGACAGUUUCAGUUAUCAAUUUAAAUGAGAUUAAAAUAACGGACAGUCGCCGGUGGGAGUAGACGCGCAGUUGACUUUAAGCUCUGAUUGGCUGGCAGCAGUCUGGAGGCGGGAAGGUUUGGACCUCUAAACGCUGUGAUUGGUCGGAGCAGGAAGCGUGGUGCGCAUGAGCAGCCUGUUAAUUAGACGCCGGUUUGAGCUUUGGAGCAGACGGAGAGAUGCUGCUGGUCUGAGCGGAGCCUCGCGGCUGGAAGGGGAAAAACGAAGUUGAAACAGUGAAAAAGGAGCAGGAAAAGCGUUUCUGCUGGAUUAGCAGAGUCUCCUGCGGUUGACUGGAACAGUCUGGGACCAUGGUCCAGCACAGGGAACAUCCUGGAGCGGGAAUCGCCAAGGAGUCCCGCGAGGCGACGGACACCGAGGAGGGUGAGCUGCUGGCGGCUUCGGCCUGCAGCGCCGUGCCGCUGAAGCCGGACUGGUGUAAAACGGCGUCGGGUCACAUAAAGCGGCCCAUGAAUGCCUUCAUGGUCUGGUCCAAGAUCGAGCGGAGGAAGAUCAUGGAGCAAAGUCCGGACAUGCACAACGCGGAGAUCUCCAAGCGGCUCGGGAAGCGCUGGAAGAUGUUGAAGGACACGGAGAAGAUCCCGUUCAUCCGGGAGGCGGAGCGGCUCCGACUCAAGCACAUGGCCGACUACCCGGACUAUAAGUACCGGCCCAAGAAGAAGCCCAAAACCGAGGGCUGCGCGUUUCCAGCGGGGAAGUCAUCCGCUCAAUCCCCGGAGAAGAGCACCGUGAGGUCGGUGAGUAAAAACCCCGGAGCCGCCAAGAAACUCUCCAAACUGAAGGCCGGGAAGACGGUGGCCGCGUCCGGCCGCGGGGGCAGCCACCUGCCGCCGCAGCCGGACCACCGGUACCGGUACAUGGUGAGCACCAGCUUUAAAACCGUCAAACGGGAGUUUACUGACGACGAGGAGGAGGAUGACGAUGAUGACGACGAUGAUGAAGACUCUGAGGAAGAGUUCAAAGUGGAGGAGGAAGAGGAGGAGGAACCGUCCCGGUUCAGCCUGGCCAAGAUCCCGUCCGAGCCGCAGUUCGAGUCCUCCGGCCGGCUCUUCUACAGCUUCAAGAACAUCACCCGGCAGGGCGGCGGGGCCUCCGCCUACCCGGCCUCCCUCUCCCCCGCUUCCUCCUCCCGGUCCGGAUCCACGUCCUCCUGCUGCGGGGAGGACCUGGACGACCUCCCGGCGGAGCGGGCCGACCUGGCGCUGGGCUUCCUGGGCGACCCCUGGGCCUCCUCCUGCAGCGCCGCCGCCGGGAACCUCAGCCUGUCCCUGGUGGACAAAGACCUGGACUCCUGCGGCAGCGAGGGCAGCCUCGGGUCCCACUUCGAGUUCCCGGAUUACUGCACCCCGGAGCUGAGCGAGAUGAUCGCCGGGGACUGGCUGGAGGCCAACUUCUCGGACCUGGUCUUCACGUACUGACCGGUCGGAACCGAGGCCCGGAUUCGGUGCUGAUCGUGGAGGGGGGCGUGGCCGCUGCCGGCUCCCUGCCUGGACUCGGUACCGGUUUCGGAGCUUUGCUCCCUACCUGGACUAGGUACUCUCCAACAGGGUUUUUAUGAAUUAAUUUUCCGUCUCAGGUCCGACCCAUUUUCCGGACUAUGCAGUCUCACUCAGUCCCAUAAAGAACUGUAGAACCAGAACUGUAGGACUUCAGGUGUUUUUUAACGUCGGAUACUUUUGCAGCAACUUUAAAAAGAACCAGAACCGAACUAGGCGUGGCAGGAAACCUUUUUGAUAUUUACAUAACCAAACAUACCUCAUCUUUUUAAAGAUAUCAGAAUAAUAAUAAUAAAAUGACUAUUUUCAGGCAUAUUUUUGUACAUUCAAAGGGAAUGUCAGGCACUUGUUCCACUCUGGGUUUGUUUUUCUUUUUCCUGAAAACUGUUGGUUCCGGUUCUGCCUUGAUUUAAUGCCUUGCAGUUGUUUUAAAGCGCAGAUGGAGGUGUACUGGGAGGUUUACUGGGAGUACUGGUCAGAGUGUAAAUGUUGUGAAUAAAUAGAUUAAAGUUUAGCAAGUUUGUGUGACUGGUUAUAAAGAUGGAGGAAAAGCUGGAGUUUCUGUUGCUUAUUUUAAUUAUUUUUGUAUCACUUCAUCAGCAGCACACGUCUGUUUUGUUGCUCAUUAUUUUUGUGCAAUAUGAAAGAAAAUGAACGUAAAGGGCCAUCCUGAGUGUUUUGUAGCAGAAGGGAAACUGUGUGAACUUGUCCUUUAUCAUAAAGUCUGUACGUCUGAAUAAAUCAGCUGGAACUGAA
Molecule: messenger RNA, 2336 nt
Organism: Xiphophorus maculatus (southern platyfish)
Lineage: Eukaryota; Metazoa; Chordata; Actinopteri; Cyprinodontiformes; Poeciliidae
Gene: sox11b
Product: transcription factor SOX-11-like
Exons: 1
Coding region: 375-1502 (375 amino acids)
Biological process (GO): positive regulation of transcription by RNA polymerase II; anatomical structure morphogenesis; negative regulation of transcription by RNA polymerase II
Molecular function (GO): DNA-binding transcription activator activity, RNA polymerase II-specific; RNA polymerase II cis-regulatory region sequence-specific DNA binding
Source: RefSeq, a predicted model, not a curated record